This is a messenger RNA of Hirsutella rhossiliensis, 1497 nucleotides long. RefSeq names its product rit1 DUSP-like domain-containing protein. Gene Ontology annotation, cellular component: cytoplasm. Lineage: Eukaryota; Fungi; Ascomycota; Sordariomycetes; Hypocreales; Ophiocordycipitaceae. The transcript is spliced from 3 exons. The record is from RefSeq and is a predicted model, not a curated record. The coding region runs from base 1 to 1497 and encodes 498 amino acids. Gene Ontology annotation, biological process: charged-tRNA amino acid modification. Gene Ontology annotation, molecular function: tRNA adenosine(64)-2'-O-ribosylphosphate transferase activity.
AUGUCCUCGGCCCCCUACCCCGAUCCCACAGCCCUCAUCUUCCCUCACCAACCGUCCCUCUCCUCGCUCCUCUCUUCCCUCCGCCGCUCAACCCUCUCCCUGCACAACCGCCUGGCCUCAAUCCGCGCCGACGCCGCCUUUGUCGCUCGCGCCGCCUCGGCCUUCUCCCGGCCCGGCGCCCAUGAUGACGGCGAUGCCGGCUCGGCGUCGUUCAACGCCGGCAGAAACAACUGCAGCAGCGGUAGACGGCCGAGGCCGCUCGUCGCCAACGAGCGCUGCGGAAGUUGGUACAUGCCGCCGGACCGCAAGGCCGCCAGCGCCUACUUUAAGAGCACCGACGGCCAUGAGCGCGCGUGGAAGUUUAGCACGCGUAGGCUCAACCUGCAUCUCGUCGACAUGAUUGAGGACAAUGACGGCGUCAUCAUCGUCGACUCUACCCGUCGAGGAAAACGCAUGCCCGACGCCCUCUCUACCACCAUCCCCAUCUGGUGCACCGUCGUCAACCUCGCCCUCUUGCCCUCGCACCCUCUCUCGCCGAAUCUCUUCCUGCCACCCCAUCUGCCCCCCUCGACUCACGCCCAAGUCUCCGCCCUCAUCCCAGGCUUCCUCGCCUCGCUACGCGCCCUCGAUCUUGACUUGCUGCCCCGUUGCCGCCUCUCCAAGCCGCUGCGCCCGCUCUGGGUUACCCCCGACUCCACCCUCGAUCCGGACCCGGGCCCGGACGCCGACGGCUCCCUCUUCGAUGACUACCGCCCCGUCAUCUGCUGCACUGCCAGCAGGGCGGUCCGGGGCAGCGAGAUGGACGAGGGCGGCUAUGUGCAGGGCGCCGCUGACGAUGCCGAGAAUUGGUCCUGUGGCUUGACCCCGACCCUCUUCUGGGACCACGUCGACGAGCUGCUGGCCGCUCCCGAAGCCGAACUCUCUGACAUGAUAGCCAGCCUUGUCUCGCAGCGCGAGUCCGCUCGCAAAGACGGCAUGGCCGCUUCUUCCUCCCCGGCCUUGUCACGCAAAUCGCUGACCUCCUACCUCUCCGUCUGCCCCCUGCCCCUGCACACACCCACCGCCCCCAACACCUGCCACAUCGCCCUUACCUCCGCCGCCUCGACGCCGCAAGACUCAUGGACCCGGUCCCCGACGCACAUGGAGGUCGGCCUCGGCAGGCACAAGACGGCCAGCCGCAACCUUCGUCUCGCCCUGCCCGAAAUCUGCGCCUUUGCCGCCCGCUUCCUCGACAAGGGGACGCCAUCGGAGCCCACGGCGCAGGUGGUGGUGGCGUGCGACUCUGGUAAGGAUGUCUCGGUAGGUGCAGCGCUCGCCUUGUCGUGUUAUCUGUUCGACGAGCACGGCGCGUUCCGUGUGCCAGGGGAGGGCUUGUCCUUUACCAAGGCGCUCGUCAAGGCCAGGCUGGGCGCCAUCAUGAGCGCCUUCCCCGAAGCCAACCCCAGCCGGCAAACCCUGCAGAGUGUAAACAGCUUCCUGAUGGAUUGGCGAAAGUGA